AUGACACUCGAGCAUCCCGUGUCAGUGGAAGCGCAGUACUUUGUCAUCUCUGAGAAGUCAGUUACCCAUUCUCUGCUGGGGCCUUAUCCGAUCCCAGACUCGUACCCCGGGCCGCAUACCCUGCGUGGCGAGAGCUGGUUUCUCCGCAACGGACUUGAUACAGUCUUGGAGCUGAUUCAGCACAACACAAAUAUGCUUGCCAUCGGCGGCCAAAACUCGUUACCUGUGGAGAUUGCGAAGAGAGCAGCGGAGGCAUACUCCAUCAACCCGGACCCUGACCAACACUCUAAGCAGGAGGGUAAAUCAGAAGAGACCCUUUGUUCCAAGAAACGUCACGGAUCUGCCGAAGAUCUUCCUUAUGGUGAUAGAAGAUUUGAUUCUGCCGUGGCCCCGUGGGCGCUGGACCAGACCGAAGAUCUAUAUAAGUCUCUGCGAGAGAUCACAAGGGUAGUGAAUCUCUUAGCACCGAACGCUCGCAUCGUGCUCACACAGGGUACGCCUGAUAAUGAAAUCGUCAAUCUGGUAAACGAAGUCUGUGCUCCAUUGAGCGCUCGCAGCCCGAGCAUCAACCACCAGGGCUACUUACUCGCGCAGUGGGUUACCGGUUACCGGCUGAGCCACCAGGAAUGGGACACCCUCUUCCACCAGUCCGUGAACGAGCGCGCUUCACGCAUCGGAACAGGUGGCGCGUACCACCCCGAGUUUCGCAAAGCGGGGGAGAGGGGGGGCUGACUUGUCCCCCUGGCAUGGAAUGCGCGACGAGGUCAUCUCGGUGAACGGGAGCGCGGACUACCGGCACGACUACUGAUUACUGAUACUUCCGGCUGUUCCUGGUCUGGGAGCCGGGCAUAACACUGUCGAUGGCGUGACGACGAGGAAUAUCCUGGAUGGUUUGGUUGGGUGGGUGGAGGAUUGAGAGGGAUGCCUGGGUGUAUCCAAAGGGCCAGGUGCACUCCGUACGUCGUGCACAGCUCCUUUCACUGGGUUGAC
This is a messenger RNA of Aspergillus versicolor CBS 583.65, 990 nucleotides long. Its product is annotated as class I SAM-dependent methyltransferase. Gene Ontology annotation, molecular function: S-adenosylmethionine-dependent methyltransferase activity. Lineage: Eukaryota; Fungi; Ascomycota; Eurotiomycetes; Eurotiales; Aspergillaceae. The transcript has 3 exons. Bases 1 to 732 code for a protein of 243 amino acids. The record is from RefSeq and is a predicted model, not a curated record.